CGUCGGGAGCUCCGUUCCGGGGUCGCUCCCGGCGGGAAAACCGGGACUACGGGCCCCUAACUCCGCUUGGCCAGUUCGGGCUGCUUGUCGCGUCCCGGUAGUAGGGCCGUCCCGUGUUCUCGGCUACCCCUGACAACGCGGAUUGCGUUGACAACGGUGGAUCGGGAGACGCGUGGCGGCCGCCGGCCCGGAUCGAUCGCUCAUUCCGUCGGCCUCCGGGCGUCGAAUUAUGUCCUAAUCACAUUUUAUGGAUAGUGAGCCCGGCGGACUCCGGUCGGUGCCGAACCUGCAGCGUCUGUAGCGUCUGUAGCGUGCGGUGGGAUUCGGCUGAGCUAAUGAGCGACGUUGUCCAUGGCCGUGAGAAUGCCGGAGGAAAUCCACCCGACGGCGUGCGUUCUGCGCGCAUUUGGAAUGGCGAAUCGAGGAGCGGGUCCACGCUUCGAUGUGCAGAACGUAUCCGGGAAUCCGGGGAAAGCUCAAGGGACUACAAAAACAAAUAGUUGUUGUAAAUAAUAUCAGUAAUAUAGUAAUCGCUAUAUUUAUAAUAUAACCCAAAUUAUCUGUGAUCACUAUAAAUCUCAGUUUACUAAAUGGAACUAGUAAAUUUAACUAAACACAUAUUUGUCAGGGGUGUAACCGAAAAUUUCAGUAAUAACAAUCAUAUUGUAGUAAUCGUUUCAAUUUUUUUUUUCAGUGAUAUGAUUAUUGCUUUUUAUUACGACAUGUACUAAUUUCCGUCUCGCUUUUGGUAUUAAUUGUUAAUAUCCGAUUUAUGAUCUAAACAAGAUGGAUUAUAAUAUUAAAACUUGUAUCUACUUUUGGACGGAGUAUAGGUAAAUACAUUAUUAUAAUUUGAAUUAGGAUGGCGGCAAAACAAUUACUAAACGUAGGUUAAAAAUACCAUGGAUAUAAACGUCUUUCUGUUAUCAGUGAUAAUGUCCCGGGCUGUCAGUUACGUGACGCGUUUCUAGCAAGUUGUUGAAAAUUAAAAUUUUUGUUUAAUAAUUAUAAUAUUCUAAUCGGUACAUAUUUAAGGAAUGUAAUGAUUAUGAUAGAAUGUGUUUAUUACCUACCUAUAUUAAUUUUUCAUUUUUUUCUGUCAUAGAUCCUAAUGUUAAAAUGGUUCUAUUCUUAAUAGUUGCUGUUCAAAAAUAUCAGUUGACCCAUAUCCAUAUAUAUUUGUAGCGCCUUUCUUUUUGCCAAUGACUUUGAGACUCCUCUGCAAUAUUUUUCAUUUUGGAUACAGUGUUAUACAGUUACUAGAUAUUGUCAAGUGCCAAUUAAUAUAAAUACAUAUAUUUAAAAGUAAUAUAGUGGUGUCAAAAUAGAUAAUAUAAAUAAUUAUUAUUUUAGGCGAAUCGGUUUUGAAUAACAGACACC
Cinara cedri is the source of this 1380-nucleotide messenger RNA. NCBI's taxonomy places the organism in Eukaryota, Metazoa, Arthropoda, Insecta, Hemiptera, Aphididae. The record is from the annotation of a GenBank genome assembly.